GACAUCCAAGUCUUCCACCAGAUAAACCCCAGAUUGAUUUGUUACAAUGUCAUUGUUAAAGAGUGCCCAGGCCUUGAAGCCAUUAUUCGACAGAGUGUUGAUCCAGAGAUUGAAACCCCAAACUCAAACUGCCUCCGGUAUUUUCAUUCCUGAAAAGAACCAGGAAAAGUUGAACCAGGGAACCGUGGUAGCCGCGGGUCCCGGUGUAGUUAACCCUCAAACUGGUGAAACGGUUCCGGUGGUGUUAAAGGCUGGUGACAGAGUGUUGUUACCAGCUUUUGGUGGAAGCCCUGUCAAGGUCGGUGAAGAAGAGUACUUGUUGUACUCGGACAAGGAGAUUUUGGCCAAGAUCGACCAGUAAGUACCUGUAAAUAAAUAUAUAUACAUAUCUGUGUUUUAGUCAGCUACACGUGACCACCAA
Yamadazyma tenuis ATCC 10573 is the source of this 421-nucleotide messenger RNA. The record is from RefSeq and is a predicted model, not a curated record. NCBI's taxonomy places the organism in Eukaryota, Fungi, Ascomycota, Pichiomycetes, Serinales, Debaryomycetaceae.